AUGGAAUCGCUUUCCGCCCUUCUGAGAUCCUUGCACUGGGAAAAUUUCUUCCUAACCAAUGAUCCACAAGUGGCAGCCGAUGAGUUCUACAAGAACAUUGAGAUGUGUCUAGAUGCUCUAAUACCACUGAAUUAUUGCCGUCAUUCCAAAAAAAUAAAAUUAGAGUCCAUCCCCGAAAAUUUUUCACGCAAACUUGCACGACUCCGAAAUUACUACUUGAAAACAAAUGACUUCUCCCUAGUAUUGCUGCAACAAAAGAUCCUUGCUCAACUUGACAGACUUCGGCAUAUCAGCCUUAUGGACGUAGAAAGACGGGCGCUAAAUAGCAUGAAUAAAAACCUAGAACUCACCAAGCUGAUGAAAUAUAGAAACAAGAAUACAGAAACCCCAUCCAUCCUGAUUUCUGGUAACCAAAUAACUAACAAUCCAGCUAAAAUAAGCAGGGAUUUUAAUAAUUACUUUUGUUCUACUUUUAACACCGCUGCUGCGGCUCCCUCGCACAUUAUCCCUCUGCUUACUGAUGACAAGAUCUGCACAGUUGAUUUUGAACUUCGUGAUAUAAAUCGGCUUAUCACCUCUACGAAGUCAUCAUGGUAUGCCGGACCUGAUAAAUUACCACCAACACUUAUAAAAUACGGUGGAUCUGACUUCCCUGUAUUACUUUUGAAUCCUUUUUCUCUAUCCAUGAACACCGGUACCGUGCCAUCACAGUGGAAGACGGCUGUAGUCAUUCCUCGCUACAAGUCAGGCUCUGUGCAUGAAAUGAGCAACUACCGCCCAAUAAGCCAUACUUCUAUCCUCUCAAAAAUGAUAGAACGUCACAUAAAGUCCAAAACUGUGGACUUUAUGAUGUCGCGAAAUCUUAUCAACACCUCACAACACGGCUUCCUAAGCACGCGAUCCUGCAUAACAUGUCAGAUAGACUUUCUCAGUCUCCUGACUACUUCGCUCGAUGACGGUUCAUCAGCGAUAGUCAUCUACCUAGAUAUGCACAAAGCAUUUGAUCGUGUCCCUCAUAACCACCUCUUAUCCAAACUAACUGCAUAUGGCAUAGACAACCCUCUGCUUUCAUGGUUUGAUUCUUACCUAACUAAUAGAACCCAGGUUGUUCAGAUCGAGCACGAAACAAGCACGCCAAAGCCUGUCACCAGUGGUGUGCUACAAGGUAGUGUUCUGGGACCCUUUUUAUUCCUACUUUACGUAAAUGAUAUUUUUGAUGUCUUUGCUUCCGGCAAACCUUUCCUGUUUGCCGAUGACAUCAAAAUUGUUUACACUUUUAAUCCAACUGAGGUCAGUGAUACGCUUAGCGAAAUCCAGCGUGACUUACAUACACUAGACUCAUGGAGUUCCAAAUGGAUGAUGACAUUCUCUACUGAUAAAUGCCACGUGGUAUCCUACAGAUGUGACAUCACACCAGGUUCGCUAACUAUAGAUGGUAAACCAUUGUCCCACUGCCACACCAUCCGUGACCUAGGGAUCCACUACUCGAGCACCCUUAACUUUUCCGAACACGCAGGACACACCGCAGCUCAAGCCCGCCGAAGCAUUGGGCUUUUGUUCAAAACAUUUAACUUAAAAGAAUCCAUUAACACCAUGUAUAGAAUAAAAACGCGCCCGCUGCUUGAAUAUGGCUCCAUCACCUACUGUAAUUCUAGAGUGAGUGAUCGUAUGGCAUUGGAACGUGUUCAACGAUCAUUUACUAAGCGUCUUCUAGGCUAUUCCACCACCCUAUCUUACAUGGAUCGUUGCGUUGCCUUAAAACUUGAUCCACUGUGGCUGCGAAGAAUGAAACUUAACCUUUUCAUCUUCUUUGACACAAUUACCCAAAAAAUACAUUCUUCACGCCCAUCGGUACAACGAGCAGAAUUAUCAAAUUAUCGCACCCGAAAUAACAAUCACAAUAAAGUAAAAGUGAAAAGAUCACGAACGAAACUGUCUGACAACUUUUUCCUAAAUCGAUACUCCAUAUUGUGGAACAGGCUUCCAUCUGAGAUACGUGCAAUCCAGUCAGGGAUGAAGUUCCGACACGUUAUACAUUCCUUUCUAAACGUCGAAACAGCGAUCGGUAUAUUGCAACCUACCUUGACAAGUGAAUCCCCAUACGAAAUAGGAGCAAGAUGGAUAUAG
This is a messenger RNA of Dicrocoelium dendriticum, 2127 nucleotides long. NCBI's taxonomy places the organism in Eukaryota, Metazoa, Platyhelminthes, Trematoda, Plagiorchiida, Dicrocoeliidae. The record is from the annotation of a GenBank genome assembly.